AUGAAAGCUUCCCUCGUCUUUCUCAAACAAUCCCACGGUCUCGUUCCUCCCCCCACGGUCUCGUUCCCCUCCCCACGGUCUCGUUCCCCUCCCCACGGUCUCGUUCCUCUCCCCACGUCUGCUACAGUCGUGGAAAAACUCUGCAGCAUCCCAGCGGCUUCGGAUGAGACCGCCAAGAAUACCUGCAGGGCCAAGGCCGCGCCGCUGGAGCUGGAGUGUGACAACUUCAUCACGGUCAUGCAGAAAGUGAACGACACAUUCAUCGUGUGCGGGACUAACGCCGGGAGUCCCAGGUGCUGGAUGCUGACGAAGGCCGCCGCUUAUUUAUUAGGAACGGGGAUGUUUUCGCUGAGUGAGUUUGGUGAGAUGAGGAGGCAGUAA
Messenger RNA from Knipowitschia caucasica, 381 nucleotides. The record is from the annotation of a GenBank genome assembly. NCBI's taxonomy places the organism in Eukaryota, Metazoa, Chordata, Actinopteri, Gobiiformes, Gobiidae.